This is a messenger RNA of Equus caballus (horse), 2269 nucleotides long. NCBI's taxonomy places the organism in Eukaryota, Metazoa, Chordata, Mammalia, Perissodactyla, Equidae. The record is from RefSeq and is a predicted model, not a curated record.
CUCCCCGCGGCGACCGGGGGCGCCCCGGAGGCUGGCGGCGCGGCGUGGAGCGCACACGUUCUGGCGGGGCUGGGCGCUGGGGGGAGACGUGGGGGAGGGGCGGCGCGGCCUCCCGCCGGCCGCGGGGUGUCUCCCGGGGUGGCGGGGCCCGGGGCCCCGGGCUCGGUGUGCGGGGACUGCGCCUUCGGGACGCCAGGGCGCAGGGUCGGCUCCGAGCGGGCGCCGGGAUCCGCAGGGAGGGUGGGUGGCGAGCCGGCCUGGAAGGAGGUGCAGGAGGGAGCCCCCGGCUGCCCAGCCCUCCUUCCCGCCCGCGCUCCAGCCCGGCGGCUCGGGCGUGGGGCGCGCGCGGGUCUUCGUCAGACCGGCGUGCAGGGAGCGGGUGGCGCGCGUCGCCGGAGGGUGGGCUGGGCGGGAGCGGCGUCGCGGCACGCGCGGAGCUUCGACCUCGCCGGGGGAGCUGAGGGGCGAGCGCAUGGAAACCACCCCUACUCCUAAUCCCCCACCUACAGAAGAAGAGAAAACAGAAUCUAAUCAGGAGGUUGCUAACCCAGAACACUAUAUUAAACAUCCUUUACAAAACAGAUGGGCACUCUGGUUUUUCAAAAAUGAUAAAAGCAAAACUUGGCAAGCAAACCUUCGGCUGAUCUCUAAGUUUGAUACUGUUGAAGACUUUUGGGCUCUGUACAACCAUAUCCAGUUGUCUAGUAAUUUAAUGCCUGGCUGUGACUACUCACUUUUUAAGGAUGGUAUUGAGCCUAUGUGGGAAGAUGAGAAAAACAAAAGAGGAGGACGAUGGCUAAUUACAUUGAACAAACAGCAGAGACGAAGUGACCUGGAUCGCUUUUGGCUAGAGACACUGCUGUGCCUUAUUGGAGAAUCUUUUGAUGACUACAGUGAUGAUGUAUGUGGAGCUGUUGUUAAUGUUAGAGCUAAAGGUGAUAAGAUAGCAAUAUGGACUACUGAAUGUGAAAACAGAGAUGCUGUUACACAUAUAGGGAGGGUAUACAAGGAAAGGUUAGGACUUCCUCCAAAGAUAGUGAUUGGUUAUCAGUCCCAUGCAGACACAGCUACUAAGAGCGGCUCCACCACUAAAAAUAGGUUUGUUGUUUAAGAAGACACCUUCUGAGUAUUCUCAUAGGAGACUGCGUCAAGCAAUCGAGAUUUGGGAGCUGAACCAAAGCCUCUUCAAAGCAGAGUGGACUGCAUUUAAAUUUGAUUUCCAUCUAAAUGUUGCUAAGAUAUAAGAGAAGUCUCAUUCGCCUUUGUCUUGUACUUCUGUGUUCAUUUUUUUUUUUUUUUUGAAUUUUGGCUAGAGUGUCCACACUAUCCCAAUCAAAGAAUUACAGUACACAUUGUCCCCAGAAUCCAUAAAUGUGUUCCUGGCCCACUCUGUAAUAGCUUAGUAGAAUUACCAUUACAAACACAUUUUACCCAUCCACAAUGUUAAAAAAAGAACUUGCAUUUCUAUACCUUACAGGAAAAAAAUUCUGUUUAUGUUCCAUUGUAUGCAGGAGCAUAUUUUGCUGGUUUGAAAGAGCAUAGAGUUUUCUGGCAAUUUUCUUUGUUUCUUUUUACAGCAUUGUCUUUGCUGUACUCUUGCUGAUGGCUGCUAGAUUUUAAUUUAUUUGUUUCCCUACUUGAUAACAUUAGUGAUUCUGAUUUCAGUUUUUCAUUUGUUUUGCUUUUGUUUUUUUCCUCAUGUAACAUUGGUGAAGGAUCCAGGAAUAUGACACAAAGGUGGAAUAAACAUUAAUUUUGUGCAUUCUUUGGUAAUUUUUUUGUUUUUUUGUAACUACAACGCUUUGCUACAAAUUUAUGCAUUUCAUUCAAAUCAGUGAUCUAUGUUUGUGUGAUUUCCUAAACAUAAUUGUGGAUUAUAAAAAAUGUAACAUCAUAAUUACAUUCCUAAUUAGAAUUAGUAUGUCUGUUUUUGUAUCUUUAUGCUGUAUUUUAACACUUUGUAUUACUUAGGUUAUUUUGCUUUGGUUAAAAAAUGGCUCAAGUAGAAAAGCGGUCCCAUUCAUAUUAAGACAGUGUACAAAACUGUAAAUAAAAUGUGUACAGUGAAUUGUCUUUUAGACAACUAGAUUUGUCCUUUUAUUUCUCCAUUUCUAUAGAAGGAAUUUGUACCUCUUAUUUGCAGGGCAGUCUCUAUUGUGUUCUCUUGUAGUGUCUUCCACGUGAACAGCAUAAGUUUGGAGCACUAGUUUGAUUAUUGUGUUUAUUACGAUUUUUAAUAAAUUCAAUAGGUAGCAUCAUAUAUAUGGAA